AUGUUGCGUGCCUUAUGGCUCGACCGACAACCCUCUCUCCGAAGAACACCAACACACUGCUACCAUUCGCUUACGCCGCCUCUUCCUCCUAGCCUGGACAACAGCCUACCUACUCGGGACUUCCACCCCUACCUCAUCGGCAUCGGACCAUACCCAUCGCCUGUCAAGGUCUUGAAUACCCUUCAUCGGUUAGGAGCACCACUACUCCCUGCCCUGGUCACCCGUCAUGGGGGCACAGCCCACGUCACCAAAGCCCCCGGCGCCCACACGGCCACACGACUCUUACGGACGAGAAGGGUAGGAGCCAAACUCAAGAUCGGACAACUACACCACCCCGGCGACUGCGAACCCUUUGAAGUACCAAUACGGCUAUCUCGGAACAAGGACGCGCUCCAGGCGCUGGUGGACACCGGAGCCACCGGAUAUGGGUUCAUUGACGCUUCCUUCGCCAAGGCCCGCGGAUAUCCCCUCGAAGAACUAGCGACCCCAAGACAUUUCCAAGUGAUCGAUGGACGAGCCAUCGCCUCCGGAGCCAUCACCCACUGUUGCAAACUCCACCUCGAGAUGAACGACCAUGUGGAAGGGGCCUCCUUGUUUGUCACCAAGCUCGGCGACACGAAAGUGGUCCUCGGACUCCCCUGGCUACAACACCACGCUGCCGAAAUACGGUUCGCCGACCGAUCCAUCUCCUUCCACGCCGAACGCUGCCAACAGCACACUGCAACUCUCUGGACCUCCACCCUCACCUGUCCCCCAUUGACCGCCUCCGCCGCCACCCUGCCGCCCCCGCCAAUACCCCCGAGACCACGCACCGCCAUCCCCUCGCGCCCGCCGCCAAUACCCCCAAGGCCAGCCACCCCUCGCCGCACGAUUACCCUCCCGAGCCCCAAGCCCAAACUCAUCGCCGUCCCGAUCAACCGAUGA
Messenger RNA from Morchella importuna, 924 nucleotides. RefSeq lists its product as uncharacterized. The transcript has 3 exons. The record is from RefSeq and is a predicted model, not a curated record. Bases 1 to 924 code for a protein of 307 amino acids. Lineage: Eukaryota; Fungi; Ascomycota; Pezizomycetes; Pezizales; Morchellaceae.